Messenger RNA from Moneuplotes crassus, 4922 nucleotides. The record is from the annotation of a GenBank genome assembly. Lineage: Eukaryota; Ciliophora; Spirotrichea; Euplotida; Euplotidae.
CUUAAUAUAAAAUGAGAGUUGUACUACUGAUUGUUUUGAUAAGUCUACUGAUCCCAGCAUUACUGGGACAGAAUUCAACAGCAACUGAUAUAGUAGCAGUAGAAGAAGAGGACGUACAGGUUAGGAAAGUGUACAUUGAACAGAAGCAAAGAACAGAAGAAGUAGAUGAAGUCCAGGAAGUUCAGGAAACUCGUGAAGAAGUCGAUGAUAUUGAACAAAAUCUAAUGUCUGCAGAAGGUGAAUCAUGUCUUAAAGUUCUUGAGAGAAUGGCAACAUAUGAAGCAUUAAGCGAAAUGAGGUCUGACACACUCCCUGAACUACUAGUUAUUGAGAGAUUCGUGGAUACGCUCCCUGAAAGAUGUGGCCAUAUCUAUGGUAAUGAAGAGAAGCGUGCUGCAGCCCAUUCUUUGCUAAAGAAAUCUAUCAAGAACAAGAUAUCCUUGCAUGAAGGAGCUUUGAUCAAUGCAAUCCCGAUGUAUAAGUGGUUACUACAGGAGAAUCAUUUAGUAGAUUUUGGAGCUAACUGCUAUGAACUAGGAAUUCAAAGAACCAUCCAAGACGGUCAUAAAUCAGGAGGGAUAUCAGGAACAGUUCUUCCUAUCUAUACUACCAAAAGAGGCGAAAUUGACUUUGACUACUCUGAAUUUAUGUUCAACCAAUUAAUGGAUUUGGAAGAUGAUGGAAUUGGUACUUUCUCAUUGAAAGAAUACGUAAAGUUCUCACAUAAGCUUGCUGACUUUUCUUCCUUCAUAAGAUCUAACGAUGUGGCUACCUUAUCUCCAGAAAGCUUAAUUGAAAAUAUGAAAAAGAUUAGUAAUGAGCCAUUUAGGGCGAUAAUAGUCGAAGAAUACGACUCAGGGGAUUUAAGUCCUUUUGAAAUUAAAAGAUUCAUGACAUACUCUAUAAACUCUGAAGAUGGUAUAGUUGAAGAUAUUGGUCAAGGAGUCUGUCAGUAUAGCAAAGAAAUAUCACCUGGAAUCUUAAUAAUCCCUGUUCUUUCAUUAUUCUUCUUAUCAGUUAUGAUUCCUAUUAUUUUCAGACUAAUUGGACUGAUCUAUAUCCCAGACAACUGUCUUGAUGGAAUGACAUAUUUGAUAGCUCCUUUAGCUUUCAUCAUUGGACUCGCGAUGCCAUUUGUCAUGAAAAUACUAUUUGAUUUCAUCGGGUUUGAGCUGCCUCAAGGUAAUGCUGAUCUUAUGUCUACUCUUCCCAUAAUAAUCUUGCUUGUGGCUAUCUUCAGAGUGUCUCCGAUGGUUGGCAUGGUCACUGUAUGCAUCAAAGCAAAUCUUUAUACAGAAUAUCUAAGAGAGAAAUGGUUCCUUUUCAUUGUUACAAUUGGAGGAUCUUUAGGAAAUAUGACCUGGCUUAUCCUUGGAAUGCUCAUGGAGAUGUCCUACAGUGGAACAUUAAUAACUGAUUCCUUCAGAACUGCAACUAUGAAUAUUGUCAAUCAAGGAAUGGAAGGAGAAACUAUUGAUUACUCCACAAUGAGUUCAACGAAUCAAGAGGUCAUUCAAGAGAACUUCUUUGAAGAGUGCAACAUUGGAAUGCUAUCACAUUUGUCUAUUUUCUUAAUGAAUUCAUCUAUUUUCUUACUCUUAUCAGUAAAGUUCUCUAUGCAUGCCUCAGAUAUUAUGUGCGGGAGGAUGUCUAACAAAGCUUUCUUUGCUAUCCCUGUGACCUUCAUUGGAUCUACUAUCUCAUACGGGUUGUUGUUUUUCAGCUUCACACAUUUCAAUGGCGUUGAUCAUCCCAAAACAGGCCAAAAGUCAUCAACACUCAUUUACUACUGGAACAGAGUGAGCUUCUCAAUCGCAAUCUUCUACAUAGUGGUUGCUCAAUUAUUGAACUGUAAAAGGACCAAAAGUAGACGUGCAGGCCCUAGCGAGGAAAUCCAAGGGGACAAAGUCCCCGUUGACGAAGAAGCUAUGCGCUAUGUUGCCUCCAAAAGCUACAAGAACAUGGUCAAGAAAUUAGCGAGCAAGUACGGCACUCCCUUCGUGGGCGUCCACAGACAGAUAGUCUCAGAGAUUUAUCAGCAAGCUAGCGAACAGAAGAAAGAUGAGUUCUCGAUGUAUAUUAUUAAUGGAAGAAGAGGUGUUGGCAAGACUAGACUGGUCUAUGAGUGAUUUAAGAAGGAACAGAGACAGCAUGAUUUUGUGGUACUGCAGGGAGAGGCUACUGUUAAGGAUGAUGAUAAGUCAAAGGAUAUGGACUUACAAGAAGAGGAGCAAGCUCAAGGAUCGAUUAAGGUACAAAAGUGCCAGCCUUUUGAGCCGAUAAGAAAGGCUAUAGGAAAUAUAGUGGGGAUUAAUGUGUUCUCAUCUCCUGCUCAGCAGUUGUCAAUGAUUAAAGGAGCAACAGACUUUGCAGAUAGUUUGAAUGGGCUUUCAUUCUUGUUCUCAGUUGAUGGUAAAGAAGAUGGAGAAGGAAAUGAUGAAGCAGAUGAUCACAAAAGAAUGAGCGAUGUCCACGUCCUUGCUGAGUCUCUUAGUAAAAUUCUUAUCAAAGAAGCCAAACGCUACCAGAAAGAAGAAGGCAAGAAGCUUGUUCUCCUAUUCGAAGAUAUGGAAUAUGCUGACAAAAACAGUCUUGACUUCAUCAGAGCACUCGUCAAGAUAUUUGCUGCUCAGUACAAAAGCAUCCCUAUGAUCAUUGUGAUCUUGUACAGAGAACUCCCAGGCUCAGACGAAAGCGAAAACAACGAAGUCCGCAUCCAAGAAAUUGGAACUCUGUGCAACAAAGUGGCCAAGGAAACAGGUGGAGCCAAGCUCAUGAAAAACCUUGUCAACAGUCUGCUUGAUGCCAAGAAGAAAAAGGAGAACCCGGUGGGUGAUGCCAGCAAACAUAUUGUGUCUAAGAGCUACAAACUAGACAGUCUCACUGAACACAACAUCACUCAGCUGUUGGGAGCUCUCUGCUUUGUCGAAGACGAGGUUCCGAGCAUUUCGAGGUGGCUCUUCGACAAGACCAAAGGCAAGCUCUACUGGGUCUCAGUGUGUCUGCAGAAUCUGUUCAUCGAACGAUACGUCGAGGCAUCAGUCAGAGGGUGGAAGAUCGCUUCUGGCAAAAGCCUCAGAGAAAUUGCCAUUCCGAACAAGAUGGCUCAGGCUCUUGAAACCAAGUUCAGAAAGAUGGAGCCUUCCACUCUCAAGUUGCUCCAGGUUGCAGCCGAGUGAGGCAUGAACUUCAACAGCAACUUGAUUGCAAGAAUAGCCGGAGAUGAGCGCUUCCAAGUGAUCUAUGAAUUGAACAGAAUUCAGGAAGAACACAACAUUGUCACUGAAAACAAGGCUUCAUCAAAGCGCAAUGACCAAGGCAACGACACGCUCAGCGGCGAGUUCGUGUUCACUUCAGUAGUCUAUGUCGACGCUAUGAGAUCGAUGACCAGGAACUACGGCAACAACUUGUUGUUUGCAAAGCAGGUUCAGCUCAAGAUCUUCGACACACUGUACGAGAAUGUGAACAUGUCACAGCGAUUCCUGAACUCGUUCUUCUUUUACCUUGGUAAACAUGACUUCGAAGAAGACCAAGGCGAACUCAAGUUUACCCUAGAGCAAAGAUGGGGUAAUGCUUUCAUCGAAAUCGUCAACUUCAGAAAGUUACCAUUGGAGUUCAAGUUCAGACUGGCUGAACAUGCCAAAGACUCCAGUCUUGAGAGACCCUUCGAAGCCUUGAUUGCUUUCACAAUGGCGGCUCUGACAGCCAAAGACUUGUGGGAUAUUCCUAACAUCGUGAAGUACUCGAGUCUGGCCAUCCAAUCAGCAAAGACCAUUCUGGUGAAUGAAGACGAAAUUGAUGAGUUGUACGAGUGGCUGAACAAGAUUGGAAGGUCAGGGUUUGCAGGCGAGGAAGACAUACAGAGAUACGUGAAGCACCUUCUCAGUGAACUAUUGAUUAUUGAAUCUCAGAACCUUCUUGAUCUCUCUCCAAAAGAAAAUUCUCUCGGUAUAGUCAAAAAGCUAGAUACUCUUGAAGAAAGUAUGGGUGGACUUCCACCAAAAGCUAAAGUCAUCAGAGCUCUCGCUUAUGUGUAUUUGGGGAAAUUAAAUACCUCCAGGAAGCUUUCCCGAGAGAUUUAUGAAGACGAAUUUACAAGCAAAUUGUACAAGUCAGAAGCUUGUUAUUCUGCCUGCUUUGCUGGUUAUAAUGAUACCAAGGAGGAAGCUUGGAAAGAAGCUAUUGAAAUAUCUCAGAGAGGGGCAGAUACCAUGCUUGAAUUCAUGAAGGAAGAGAAAAAACUGAUGAAAUCAAGAAAAAUCAGACAACAAGUCAAAGAAAUCAUGGGAAAUCUAUUCAUGACUAAAGGAAUGAUUUAUCAGUUCAAAAUCAGGAACUUGAAAGAAUGCAGAGAAUGUUACGACGAUGCUCUCACAUACAAGACUAAGAUAAAUGAUGUUCUUGGAAUGGCUAAAACCAAUGGCUUGCUUGGUCUUCUUCUCUACAGCAUUGCAUCUGAUUUAAAGAAGAGAAAUAGCGGAGAGCAUACCUACUCAACCAACAAUGACUUGAAGAAGGCAAAAGAAUAUUAUAAUGAGUACUACAAACUUGCUUCAAAGAUUGAAAAUUCUGAAGGCCUCAUAGAAGCUCCUAAGGGUCUUGGCAACUGUAAUGUUGAGCUUGGUGAUUUCGAUGAAGCUAUUAGAUGCUAUGAAAGAUCUGCUCAAAGAUCAAUUGAAUACAAGAGCCUCCUCGGAAGAGUCGAGGCUUAUUGCCAACUGAUCAAAACCUUUAUUCUUAAAGGAAUCGACGAUGAUGAAAGAUAUAAGAAGUAUCUUGACCAAGUCAUCAGAAUUUGCCAAGAUAAUCCUCAAAAUGAGCAGAUUAAUGAAUUGAGAAAGGGCUUAAUGGACUUCAUAGACGCCCAGAAAGCCAAGAAUGAAAGAAUUGAAGAGAAUAAGUUCACAAAGUUUGAUGAUUAA